Protobothrops mucrosquamatus (brown spotted pit viper) is the source of this 1926-nucleotide messenger RNA. It is a transcript of the gene SCNN1D, whose product is annotated as sodium channel epithelial 1 delta subunit. Gene Ontology annotation, biological process: sodium ion transmembrane transport. The record is from RefSeq and is a predicted model, not a curated record. Bases 1 to 1926 code for a protein of 641 amino acids. Lineage: Eukaryota; Metazoa; Chordata; Lepidosauria; Squamata; Viperidae. Gene Ontology annotation, molecular function: ligand-gated sodium channel activity. Gene Ontology annotation, cellular component: membrane. The transcript is spliced from 13 exons.
AUGAAGGUUUACAGAAUGGGGGAAGAUUUGCCGAAAGACGCAGAGGCAGAAGCAAAGGAGGACGACGCAGCCCUGAUUGAGUUUUACAGCUCUUUCAAGGACCUGUUUGAGUUCUUCUGUCUAAACACCACGAUCCACGGCACCAUCCGCCUGGUCUGCUCAAACAGCAAUAAGAUGAAGACCGCGUUCUGGGCCCUGCUUUUCUUAACCAGCUUUGCUAUGCUCUACUGGCAGUUUGCACUGAUCUUCAACCAGUACUGGGCCUAUCCCGUCGUCAUGUCCAUGUCUGUUCAUUCAGAACCCAAGAUGUUCCCUGCCGUCACCCUUUGCACUUUGAAUCCAUAUAGGAUCAGCCCAGUCAAUCAAGAUAUAGCUAAGCUGGACAACCUAGCGCGAGAGACCUUGUACAAUUUAUACGGCUUCCACAUUCCUAAGAGCACUCUAGAAGAUGUCAGUAUCGACUUUUCCGAAGAACAUCCUGGCAAGGCCAACCGCUCCAAGUUUCACCUGGAUCGUAAUAUCGCCCUAGUGAAGAUGGGCGGGAAAGUGGGUUUUCGGCUGUGCAACACAACAGGCGAAAGCUGCUACAACAAGGUCUACAUUUCUGGAGUGGAUGCUAUCCAAGAGUGGUACAGGUUCCACUACAUGAAUAUCAUGUCGCAGAUUCCCUCCAUUAUUAAAAUGUCUCCACGUGAUGGUCACAUCAAAAACCUGAUCUAUUCUUGCCAAUACGAUGGACAGCCGUGCCGAACAAGCGAUCACGAACAUUUUCACCACCCUGUCUACGGAAGCUGCUUCACCCUUAACAAGAAUGGAACGGACAAGUUCUGGAAAGCUUUCAAGCCAGGAAUUGUUUAUGGCCUCUCUCUGAUUCUCAAAGUGGACCAAAAAGACCACAUCCCGCUGCUGUCCACCACGGCCGGCGUGAAAGUCAUGAUUCACAGGCACAACCAGACCCCCUUUUUAGAGCACGAAGGUUUUGAUAUCAGGCCUGGGAUCGAAAGCACCAUUGGAAUCAAACAGGACGAGGUGUCCCGCUUGGGUGGGAGUUACGGCCUAUGUACCAAUAAUGGGGAAGAUGUCAACAUCAAGUUACUCUACAACAGCACAUAUACGCUGCAGGCCUGUUUGCAUUCUUGCUUCCAGCAUCAUAUGGUUGAGAAGUGUGGCUGCGGAUAUUAUUUUUACCCACUACCAUCGGGAGCCGAGUAUUGCAACUACAAUAAACAUCCUGCCUGGGGUCACUGCUUCUAUUUGCUGUACAAAAAGCUCACCGACCACCAUUUAAUCUGCUUUAGCGAGUGCCCUAAGCUGUGCAAGGAAACUUGGUACAAGCUCUCGGCGGGAUACGCUAACUGGCCAUCAACUAAAUCUGAGAAAUGGAUUCACAGAGCACUGCAGGCAGACAACAGGUACAACAUCACCACCACGAACAGCAAGGAUAUUGCCAAGGUGAAUAUUUUCUAUGAGCAAUUAGAUUACUACUCUUGGGAUGAAUCUCCAGAAUAUAAUGUGACCCUGGUGAUGUCCAACAUGGGAAGCCAAUGGAGCCUUUGGUUUGGAUCUUCUGUACUCUCGGUGGUCGAGAUGUUUGAGUUCCUUGUGGAUGUCACCAUCUUAUCUCUCAUUUUCUUCUAUCGGCGGCUUACAGCUAAGAGAAGACACAAAGUGUCAAGUCCCCCUAAGGUGCCAAGUGUGAGUUUGACUUUGGAGAAAUACCGCUACAUUGAAGAAGGCUUGGCCCCAGACCAAGAUGCAGAGGAAUCUCAGGCCAGCCACGAGAAUCCGUCCUUCGUCCACGACGAGGGACUCCCUCCGUAUUCCAAAUAUAGCAAAUAUCAGAUGCCGGAACUAUAUCCACGGGUGGUUCUUCACAGAUUUAAGCACCAAGAAGACCAAGGGACAUGCCAGGAUCCCAAGAGUUAA